Prosopis cineraria is the source of this 818-nucleotide messenger RNA. RefSeq lists its product as uncharacterized. NCBI's taxonomy places the organism in Eukaryota, Viridiplantae, Streptophyta, Magnoliopsida, Fabales, Fabaceae. The annotation marks the transcript as partial. The record is from RefSeq and is a predicted model, not a curated record. The transcript is spliced from 7 exons.
AUGGUCUCCAGUCUGCGCACUAUGAAAACGAUUGUGAAGCCUGCUCGUGAGACACGGAUGCGGUUGCCGUUCUACCUACUCCCUUCGUCUUUUAAUUUUCACAUCACCAAGCAAACGCGGCCGAUUGGUUUGCGAGAGGAUGGAGACGCAGCGAAGACCUUCCCCUCCCGCGCGAGAGAGACUAGUGGAGAUGGUUGGCAAGUGCAAGUAUUCGUGCCAGAGUGCUGGCGAUACUCUCGCAUGGAUCCACGCCAUCGAUACUCUCGCAUGGAUCCACGCCAUCAUCGACUCAUCGUCCCCUACAUCUUCUUAAUCAAUGCCCAUGUCGUCGACUUCUUCAAGGAUAGACUCUGGGAGAAUGUUGACGAGGAAUGGAUUGACUGCCUGCGCAGAGAAUCUGUUGAAAAUCUCCUCCUGAUUCCUUCUGGAGUAAUACAGGAGCACUGGCCUACUUCGUUGAAGGUUUUCAUCCUAAAAUUGCAGUCUAUGGUGCUUCAUCGAGAACAGGCAGACAUGCAAGCAAUAUCACCUAGCAUGCAGAUGACUUCACUUAACAGUGUUCUUGCCCAUGGAAUGAAUUUGAAGAAAAAACAUGAAGUGGAAAUUCUUUCUGCUGUUGUUAGUUCAAUAGCAAACAGUGUGAGAGCUCAUACCAUCAUUGAUGUUGGUGCUGGUCAGGGUUAUCUUGCCCAAGUACUUUCCUUUCACUACCAGCAUUCUGUUGUUGCAAUUGAUGCAUGCUCACAUCAUGGAAGUGUUACUGAUGCGCGAGCAGAACGAAUUAAAAAGUACUAUGCAUCUCAGAUGAGAAAAUCUGG